AUGGUCGAAACAUCGGGCGUUGCAAAGAAAAGAAGUAGAACAGACAUUUCUCAAAGUUUGGUGAAUGUAGCAUUAUCCAAAAAGCUCUGUGGCGGUAUAAUAGUAUCAGGAGAUAAAAGAGAAAGAAAGAUUCCACCAAAUAAAAUAGACCAUAGAGUGAGAGAUGGUGUGAGGACUCAUAUCUGCAAAUUUCCUGUAGUCGAGACGGAUUACAGUCGUGAAAGAAGCAGUGAAAAAUACCUGGGAAAUGAUCUUAAUAUUACUCGAAUUUUUGAGAUGUACAAGCAGGAGUGUAUUGAAAAUAGAAUUCCUGAAGAACUCAUUGCCAAAAAGUGGCUUUAUGAACAAAUUUUCAAUACGGAAUUUAUUUACGGGUUCAAAUUACCCGAUAACGAUACCUGUGAUCAAUGCGAUGCAUUCUUAAUAAAGUUACAAGAUUCAGAUUACGCAAAGGCUAACUAUACAGCAAGAAUAUGA
Molecule: messenger RNA, 477 nt
Organism: Ceutorhynchus assimilis (cabbage seed weevil)
Lineage: Eukaryota; Metazoa; Arthropoda; Insecta; Coleoptera; Curculionidae
Source: the annotation of a GenBank genome assembly